Trichomonas vaginalis G3 is the source of this 642-nucleotide messenger RNA. Its product is annotated as RNA polymerase II transcription regulator recruiting protein. Bases 1 to 642 code for a protein of 213 amino acids. Lineage: Eukaryota; Parabasalia; Trichomonadida; Trichomonadidae. The transcript has a single exon. The record is from RefSeq and is a predicted model, not a curated record. Gene Ontology annotation, biological process: regulation of DNA-templated transcription. Gene Ontology annotation, cellular component: nucleus. Gene Ontology annotation, molecular function: RNA polymerase II cis-regulatory region sequence-specific DNA binding; DNA-binding transcription factor activity, RNA polymerase II-specific.
AUGCUAGUAAAUAAUCAUCCCACACUUAAAGUUCAAAGACAGAAGAAAGUCCGUAAGUUAUUCAGCCCUCAGGAAGAUGCUAUGCUGAUGAAUAUCAUGUUCAAUGAGCCAUUUCAGACCUGGAUUGCUGUUGCAGAAAAGCUUCCAGGAAGAACGGCUCGGCAAUGCAGAGAUAGAUGGGUAAACUACCUUGCACCGUCAAACAAAAACGGCCCUUGGUCUUCUGAAGAAGAUGAACUUCUUGCGAAAAAAUAUCUCGAGCAUGGUCCUCAGUGGACUACCAUUUCUAAAUUUUUCGAUGGAAGAAGUGAGAACAAUGUCAAAAAUCGUUGGUAUACUUAUGUCAAACAUCAAUUCAAUAAAUCAACAACUUCAGCCAAUAAUUCUAUUGUUCCUGGACAUCCUGAGCGCAUAAGAACUCGGUCUGCCUGCCCAGUUAAUCCAAUUGCUUUACCAUCUCCAGUUGCCCAUAUUGACAUUUCUUCUUCCUUUGCACAAAAGCCGAUCCUUCCACCGAUUUCGGUUUUCGAAUCUGGCUACGGCCAAUACCAACCGAAUACAAUAAAGUGCAUUCCAGCACAGAGAUUCCGUUCUGAAAGUGUUCAGCCAUUUGCAUUUUCUAAUUACUCUCAGUAUCAGUAA